Molecule: messenger RNA, 275 nt
Organism: Racocetra persica
Lineage: Eukaryota; Fungi; Glomeromycota; Glomeromycetes; Diversisporales; Gigasporaceae
Source: the annotation of a GenBank genome assembly
ACUUAUUAAAACUAGAGAGUUAUAUGAAGAUGAUGAAAAUAAGAUUAUGACAGCAGGACUCUCACUGAUAAAAAAAAGUUUAAAGAUGAAGAACUUGAGGAUUGAAUCUAUGGAGUUUCAGACUCUAAGGAUGAAUACUAGUUUGGAGAUGUACAGUCACUUUUUUCUUUUUCUGACUUCUCUUACUUCUGACGAAAAGACAGAUGAAGAUCAUGAUAACAUCUUGGCUAGUUCUUUAUCACCAUUACAUCAAGAUUUGGAUAAACUUACUCUUA